GGGCCGGGGCCGGGGAAGGCGGAAGCACUGGGUGAGCCCGGCGGCUGAGUGCUGAGCCACUCGCCUUCCCGCUGCGGCCGGAUCCGCGGAGCCCCGGGCCCCGCCGGCACCAUGGAGCUGCUGCUGGGCUUCUGCAACUGGAGCACGCUGGGCUUGUGCGCGGCGCUCAAGCUGCCGCAGAUCUCCGCCGUGCUGGGCGCGCGCAGCGCGCGGGGCAUCAGCCUCCCGAGUCUACUUCUGGAGCUGGGAGGGUUCCUGGUGUUCCUCCGGUACCAGUGGUACUAUGAGUACCCGCUGCUGACCUACCUGGAGUACCCCAUUCUCAUCGCACAAGAUCUCAUCCUCCUGCUGUGUGUCUUCCAUUUCAACGGGGAUGUGAAACGGGCAGCACCCUACAUCGCCCUCUGUGUGUCUGCUUGGUUCAUCCUCACCCUGCAGAAGUGGAUCUUAGAUCUGGCCAUGAAUUUAUGUACUUUCAUCAGUGCGGCCAGUAAGUUUGCUCAGCUCCAAUACCUGUGGAAGGCCAGGGACUCGGGGGCCGUGAGCGCGCUGACGUGGGGCCUCGCUUCGUACACCUCUGCGACCAGAAUAAUAACAACUUUAAUGACCACCAAUGAUCUUACAAUUCUUCUACGUUUUUUGAUCAUGCUGGCUUUAAAUAUGUGGGUAACAGCUACAGUACUUCGCUACCGGAAGACCGCUGUCAAGGCUGAAUGAUGGAUACAUUAUUCCUACACGAAGUGGAUUUCAAAUAACUGAACCAAAGGGAAAAAAGCUCAUUGCUAAAUCAAGGUCUUUUAUAAAUUUAGCCAAUCAUGCAUGCCAAAGGUAUUUUAGACUUGAAAGAGCCCACUUAAAACACUUGUUUGAAAGUGUCAGUUCCCCUCCCCUUCCCCAUUUCAUUAGGUUAAGGUGGGGCUCAGACAUCUGCAGUUUGGAGAAGGCUUGGUGAUUGGUGGAAGUCUUCCAAGAAGCCCAUUUUGAGGAGAUUGCUAUGACUCUCAUUCUCAGUCAUGAUUAAGUUUCUCCAAAGAGCUAACUACAUCUCCUUUUCAGCUUUCAGAAUCUUUUAAGAAAUCAAUUCUCUCCACAACACAAAUGAACACGAAUGGAGUGGGAUUUUGCCCAGAGUGGAAUUGUAAUAAAUUACCAGGGUUCACUUUCUGGUACUAAUGUUUAAUUGUAAUACAGAUAUAACAGGAAGGCCUUCAUAAUACUGUAUCAUACCCCCUUAGGCUCUAGCAAGCAUACCAAGGCAAGUGAAAAUGUUACUGGCUUGCCUUCAUACACCAAAGGAGACCUUUAACGUCAUACUGUGCCUUUACGUAAUUCCUAACAAAAGGUACAGUCUAUUGAUGAGGCAAUCCUAAUAUACUUUGAUUCCAGCACGAUGCUGCCAUUUUUAAAAGGGCCACACCUAUACAAUUACGUUACUGGAAUCUGGUACAAAAUAUAGCUGACCUCUACCAAGUUUUGUCUAUUGAAAAUAUGUGCAGUAAAGGAUAUUGCUGGGUUCUGCCAAGUUCUCAUGGAUUUUAUUCUCAAAGUAUCAUACUCUAAGCAUAAUGUUAAGAUUAUUGUACACUGUAUUUUCCUGUAAAGACUUAUGAACCCUAACAUUUAAAACCUCUCUUUCCCCUAAUAAUUGAAUGGCAUUAUUAAAUGCAGUAAAUAAUGUUUAUUAUAAAAUGUUUGUUUCUUAUGUAAAAUAAACUUUCAUAUUUUGAACUCU
Molecule: messenger RNA, 1732 nt
Organism: Camelus dromedarius (Arabian camel)
Lineage: Eukaryota; Metazoa; Chordata; Mammalia; Artiodactyla; Camelidae
Gene: SLC66A3
Product: solute carrier family 66 member 3
Exons: 7
Coding region: 112-717 (201 amino acids)
Source: RefSeq, a predicted model, not a curated record